AUGACGGAGUGGACUCUGCUCAAGCGCCUCCUGGACGCCGUGCACCAGCACUCCACCAUGAUUGGCCGGCUGUGGCUCACCGUCAUGGUCAUCUUCCGGCUCCUGAUCGUCGCCGUGGCCACCGAGGACGUGUACACCGACGAGCAGGAGAUGUUUGUGUGCAACACGCUGCAGCCGGGCUGCUCCACCGUCUGCUACGACGCCUUCGCGCCCAUCUCCCAGCCUCGCUUCUGGGUGUUCCACAUCAUCAGCGUGUCCACGCCAUCGCUCUGCUUCAUCAUCUACACGUGGCACAACCUGUCCAAGCACAACGCCACCCAGAGGUUGGGGCAGGGGGCGGGCGACGCGGCGGGGCAGGGAGGCCGGGACGGUGGGCGAGAGGCCUAUGACCGGAGCUGCGACUCAGACAGCUGCUCCAUCCAGUCCCAUAAGCACCUGGGGCACAGCCUGGCGAAUGUGCUGGAGGGCAUCGCCGCCAAGGACCUCCAGAGGCUGGACCCCAAAAACUCGAGCCAGGCCCGAGCCUGCACCUUCAGGGAGGGGGGCACAGAGGCGGGCUCCGGAGGGGUUUUGUCCAAAUGCUACAUCUUCCACGUGUGCCUACGGGCUGUCCUGGAGGUGGGCUUCGUCCUGGCUCAGUGGAAGCUGUUCGGCUUCCAGGUGCCCGUCCACUUCCUGUGCACCUCGCCUCCCUGCAGCCAGCCAGUGGACUGCUACGUCUCCAGGCCCACGGAGAAGACCAUCUUCCUGCUCUUCAUGUUUUGUGUCGGGGUUUUCUGCAUCCUGCUCAACCUGCUCGAGCUCAACCACCUGGGCUGGAAGAAGAUCCGCCGCGCAGUGCGGCUGCAGGAGCACGCGUCCUGGGGAGCGUACGAGACCUUCCCUCCAGACAGCCCCUCCUUCACAUCCUCUUUAGGCUUCAGGGACGUCACCAGCACCACCUCGCUGCCCACCCUGAACCUGGUGGUGGGUCACCAGCCGGACUGGACCUGUGCGGUGAACUGUGGCAGGAUGAGGGAGCCGGAGGAAGUCCGAGAGAAAAGAACGGAGCCCCUAAGGAGAGAGGACUCCCAUAAAGGAGAGAGGCAGCCUUUGAAGAGCAAGAGGGAGAUCAGGGGGUCCAAACACAGGAGUGCCGAGGUCUGGAUUUAG
Neolamprologus brichardi is the source of this 1152-nucleotide messenger RNA. RefSeq names its product gap junction protein delta 6 (gene gjd6). Gene Ontology annotation, molecular function: gap junction channel activity. Gene Ontology annotation, cellular component: connexin complex. NCBI's taxonomy places the organism in Eukaryota, Metazoa, Chordata, Actinopteri, Cichliformes, Cichlidae. Gene Ontology annotation, biological process: cell-cell signaling. The record is from RefSeq and is a predicted model, not a curated record.